This is a messenger RNA of Rana temporaria (common frog), 7565 nucleotides long. It is a transcript of the gene MARF1, whose product is annotated as meiosis regulator and mRNA stability factor 1. Gene Ontology annotation, molecular function: CCR4-NOT complex binding; RNA nuclease activity; mRNA base-pairing post-transcriptional repressor activity. Lineage: Eukaryota; Metazoa; Chordata; Amphibia; Anura; Ranidae. Gene Ontology annotation, biological process: post-transcriptional gene silencing. The transcript has 26 exons. The record is from RefSeq and is a predicted model, not a curated record. Gene Ontology annotation, cellular component: cytoplasm; peroxisome. Bases 207 to 5246 code for a protein of 1679 amino acids.
GAGGAAAGGAGGUUGGACCGACGUACUGAAUGCGUUCUGCGUAAAGAAAGAAAGGAGUGAACGUCACCGCAAAGCGGAAGAGUGUGUGAGCAAUCACAAAGGAGGAAGAUGUGAGAGAAGUAGGGGGAGUGAGAAGGUAGAGAGCCAGGAAGGAAUGAUGAAAGAAAAGAGGUGCGAUAGGAUGCUGAAGUGCUGCACAUGGCUGUAUGAUGGAAGAGAAGGAGAAAGCAAACUUGUGUGCUAAGAAUAUUGGAUGGCUUCAGCAUCAAGAUAAAAAUGCUGAGCCCUGGCUGUGGAAACUCUCAAAUUGUUUUUCAACUGUUGAGCAGGCAUUACCCAGUACAAGAGCAAAACAAAACGCUUACAAGAACGGCAAACCUGCAAUGGAACUCAAGGAUGUUCCAACCCCUUCUGCAAACCCGCUUCAACCCUGCACAAAUUCCUUUGCACUUUCAAAAAUCCAACCUCCCUCUGUAAAGCAAAUCCAGCUUCAAACCGGCCCUAAAGUAAGCUGCUGUGCACUUUGUUCUUAUAGCACACCUGAUGUUCAUUUCGGUGGGAGUGGGUGCAUUCGGCCUAAUCAUAUCUUGGAUAAAACUGCUGCAGGCACAGUUACUUGCCAGAUAGCCCCUGGGCUGCCUUUUCCUUCUGAAAGUCCCUUCAAGAAAGUUGCUGCUACAGGCAGUUACAGCAGCCAUCCCCUCAGCUGUUCAAAUGUGUGUGUGGAAAAGCGCCUGUCUCCCUGCCAGUUUCACACUUCUCACCCAGUUUCCUGUUUCACCAGUGUUCAUUUGAAUCAGCUUCACAAUGAUCUCCAUAAGUUUCACGCUCCUAAUCUUGGCACUUCUGGAUAUUACCCUUGCUCAGACUUCACUAAUGGGGCUACACAACAUUUAAAGGAACAUCUUGCACAGUCUGAAAUCUUAUCACGUUUUUGCACGGGUUCUCUUCAUCUAAACUCUGCACCAUCUGUAUUUCUCAAAAGUUCUUCCUUCUGUCAGGCCUGCUUGGAAAAGCCACCUACCAGUAGCGUAAAUGAUGGAAACAAAAUUUGGCCCAAUAUUCCACCUCCAAGCACCCAGGUUGCUGCACUACCCUUGUGCAAUGGGUGUGGAACACAGGGAAACAUGAAGGAUAAGCUUAUCAUGCGAACUAAGAAUUUCUGUAAAGCAUCACAAAAUUGUGGAGCCCCUGAGAUGUCAUCUGCUGGACAGGUGCAGGAAAAUCUUCCCCCUAUUGGUGUGUUUUGGGACAUUGAAAACUGCUCUGUGCCCAGUGGUCGCUCAGCUGUAACUGUCGUGAAGAGAAUUCGCGAACGUUUUUUCAAAGGUCACAGAGAGGCAGAAUUCAUCUGUGUCUGUGACAUCAGUAAGGAAAACAAGGAAGUAAUUGAGGAACUAAAUAACUGUCAGGUAACAGUUGCCCACAUCAAUGCUACAGCAAAGAACGCUGCAGAUGAUAAACUCCGACAGAGUUUAAGGAGGUUUGCAGAUACCCACACUUCUCCAGCAACUGUGGUUUUGGUUUCCACUGAUGUCAAUUUUGCUCUUGAAUUGAGUGACCUGCGUCACAGGCAUGGCUUCCAUAUAAUACUUGUACAUAAGAAUCAAGCCUCUGAAGCGUUGCUUCACCAUGCUCAUGAACUUAUUCGCUUUGAAGAGUUUAUCUCUAACCUUCCACCCAGGUUACCCCUCAAACCACAGCAGUGCCAUACUCUGUUGUAUGUCUACAACUUGCCAACAAACAAAGAUGCAAAAAGUAUCAACAAUCGCCUUCGCCGCCUUUCUGACAACUGUGGGGGGAAAGUGAUGAGUAUGUCCGGCAGUAGCGCCAUCCUCCGGUUUAUCAAUCAAGAGAGCGCAGAACGGGCACAGAAACGCAUGGAGAACGAAGAUGUGUUUGGUAACCGUAUCACCAUUUCGUUUGUACCUAAAAAUCGUGAUGUAACUGAAGCAAAGACCUCCAUCUGCACUCUUGGUGACAAAUCAAAGUCUCCCAAAAAAGUAAAUAAGAAUACCAAACUGUGCCUCAUUGCUAGAGAUCAGCAAGAAUCCUCCCAAAAUGCCAAAGCCUCUGCCAACAAAACAGCUUACAGCCCUGGGGGCAAAAACUCAAAUGUGAAAAGCUUGCAGGAGCUGUGCCAAAUACAGUCCAAAGCUUCUAGCAAGCUGAAUCCAUACACCGAAGACAAAAAGAAAAAUGGAGAUGGGUUAAACUCCAUAGCAUGCACUUCUGUUUCUAGCCAGGUGUCGGUCACCACAAAAAGUGCUGAAUUAGAAGAUGUGUUUACUAAUGUAAAAAAGUGGGAGGGCUCGAUCAAUGGAAACGUUUCUUUUUCCUUGGAAAGUAGUAAAAAGGAAGAAACUUUUCAAAUUAGUAAUCCAUCUGCUUUCAGUAAGCUUGCUAAUACUAGACAGCUUAGUCCGGUUUGUCAAUCUGGCUGGUCUUCCAGGAGUUUGUCCCCAAAUCUUUCCAAUCCUUCACCUGUGACUUCAAAUGAGACUGAUGCCACAGAUUCAUCUGUUGAUCCAUUUGCAAAUGGUGCUGAUAUACACAUUGGAAAUCUAGAUUAUAGGAGGUCUAGAAAAGAGCUUCUCCAGACUCUGCGUGACAUAUUUUCCAGAUAUGGAAAGAUAAAUCAUCUUGAGCUCAGUCCUCAUACUGAUUAUCAGCUCAAAGCCACAGUUCAGAUGGAAAAUCUUCAGGAAGCGAUCUGUGCUGUCAACAGUCUGCAUAGAUACAAAAUUGGUAGCAAGAGAAUCCAAGUGUCCCUGGCCACAGGAGCAGCCAAUAAAUCGCUCUCUUUACUGAGCUUUGGAGCCAUUUCCAUCCUUCAAGAUGCCCCAGCUUGCUGCUUACCUUUAUUUAAAUUCACUGAGAUCUAUGAGAAAAAGUUUGGAAACAAGCUGAUUGUGUCAGACCUGUACAGAUUAACAGACACUGUUACUAUCCGUGACCAGGGGAGUGGAAGACUGGUCUGUCUGCUACCGAGUUUUCAGGCAAGACAAAGUCCUUUGGGGUCUUCUCAGUCACAUGAUGGCUCGUCCUCCACCUGCAGUCCUGUGGUCUUUGAAGAACUGGAGUACCAUGAACCAGUCUGCAGACAGCAUUGCACCAAUAGAAAAUUCAGCACACAUGACUUUGAUCCGGAUUCAUACGUAAUCCCAUAUGUUAAUCUUUCCUUAAAAACAUUUGCUUCUCAAGUACACAGCCUCUUGCAGACACAUGAGGGCACUGUUCCUCUCUAUAGUUUCCCUGAUUGUUAUGCAGCAGAAUUUAGCUCCUUGCAUGAGGUUGAAGAAGGGCAAGGAGGAGUGCCUCUGGAGCACUUUAUUACCUGUGUUCCUGGUGUUAACAUUGCAACGACACAAAAUGGGGUUAAAGUAGUUAAGUGGAUACAUAACAAGCCUCCACCCCCAAAUUCUGAUCCUUGGAUGUUGCGUUCAAAGAGCCCAGUUGGGAACCCUCAGUUGAUACAGUUCAGUCGAGAAGUGAUUGACUUAUUAAAAAAUCAACCCUCGUGCAUUAUGCCGGUCACCAAGUUUAUACCAACCUAUCAUCAUCAUUUUGCAAAACAAUGUCGUGUUUCUGAUUAUGGCUACACUAAGCUGAUGGAACUGCUUGAGGCUGUGCCACAUGUUCUGCAGAUUCUUGGCAUGGGCUCCAAACGUUUCUUGACUCUGACUCAUAGAGCGCAGGUAAAGCGUUUUACCCAAGAUCUUUUAAAACUUCUAAAGUCCCAAGCCAGCAAACAGGUUAUUGUAAGGGAAUUCUUACAAGCUUACCACUGGUCAUUUUCAAGAGACUGGGAUGUAACAGAAUAUGGAGUGUGUGAACUGGUGGAUAUUGUAUCAGAGAUACCCGAUACCACAAUAUGUGUUGCUCAGCAAGACAAUGAGACUGUAAUCUCCAUUCCUAGAAGGGAACGUACUCCAGAAGAGAUUGAGAGGACAAAGCAGUUUGCAAAGGAAGUAGUUGACCUUUUACGUCACCAACCUCAUUUCAGGAUGCCAUUCAAUAAGUUUAUUCCGUCCUAUCACCACCACUUUGGUCGCCAGUGCAAACUGACUUAUUAUGGUUUCACAAAACUGCUUGACCUUUUUGAAGCCAUACCGGAUGUCUUACAAGUUUUAGAGUGUGGGGAGGAAAAGAUUUUAACCCUGACUGAAAUGGAGCGUAUUAAGGCUUUGGCCUCCCAACUUGUCAAACUGCUGCGUUCUCAAAAAGAUACCUCCUUAAUGAUUCCCGACUUGCUUACAGAAUAUAGCAAGACAUUUGGCUACAGCCUGAGACUUCACGACUAUGAUGUCAGCUCUGUACUGGCUUUGAUGCAAAAAUUGUGCCAUGUUGUUAAGGUUACAGACACUGUCUGUGGUAAGCAAAUCCAGUUGAUUAAUAGGAAAUCUCUACGCUCUUUAACUGCACAGCUCCUUAUUUUGCUCAUGUCAUGGGAUGAGCCAUCACCGCUCACUGUUGACCAGCUUUGCCAUGUAUAUGAAAGUGUCCAUGGAAUUACCCUCAAUCCAUGUGAAUAUGGCUUUGUGUCCUUGACUGACCUCUUAAAAAGCCUUCCUUAUUUGGUUGAGGUGUAUACUAAUGAUAUGAAUGCAGAAUGCAUACAGUUGACGGCACUUUAUAUGUUUGCAAAGAAUGUCCGUUCAUUGUUGCAUACUUAUCACUAUCAGCAGAUCUUCCUGCAUGAGUUUACUACCGCAUACAGCAAAUAUGUCGGGGAAGUACUUGAGCCCAAGCAGUAUGGUUUUAACAGCUUGGAGGAGAUGUUGGGGGCGAUUGCACAGGUGGUCUGGAUAAAGGGACAUGGCAAUAAAAGAAUUGUUGUACUGAAGAAUGACAUGAAGAUUUCUCACCAGAUGGACAGGGAACUCCUGUGCCUCACAUCACCUGUUGAUCUCUUAGGUGGUCCUGUUCCUUCUUCCCUUCCAUCUCCUCAGUUGCAUCCUGAUCCAGUUCUCCAGGAGCCUGGUGACCUGAUACAGUUUGAGGAACAACUGUCUGGCCUGAAUAUUAAUGAAUCCCAGAGCAAGCCACCUUCUGACAGUUUAUUACCCAUUAACUAUACAAAGUCCAAUGGUAAACACAAGAAUGCUGAGCAGCCAGCUCUAGAUUAUGAGCAACCAGAAUCCAAGCUUUUAAAGGAAUUGCAAGAAAGUCCAGUAAAGAAGCAGAGCCGAAGCAGGGUGAAAUUGGCAGCCAACUUCUCCUUCGCACCUGUUACUAAACUGUAACAAUAUGUCUGCAGUACUUCACUUUGACACAUGAGUUCUUGUAUAUUCUUCUGCAUAACCUUUCCAAGCUGUAGACUAUUACAUUUGGUCCUAUACCUUUCUAUUUAAUAUGCUACUUCAAAAGCUUUUAUUUUUUAAAUCGGGUAUUAUAAUGAUCUUGCUCUACAGGUUUUGGAAAAAGUAACCUGUGAAAAAACGAAUUACAUUUUUAUUUCCCCAAAGCCUCAUAAACUUUAUCCUAAAUUGUAGUGCAAUUUUUGUACUGUAGAUUGUUUACAGCCAUCUUCUCAGACACUUGCUCUUCAGGCAUGAACCUUCUUGCCAGGCAUCUAGUUAAUUUUUCUUCCCUCUUUUUUACAUGGUUCCACAUAUUUUAUAAUAUGGAUACAAUUUGAGAUGCUAUAUUUUCCAUUACUCCCAUGCAUGGCACUCAAGGGAAUAGAGUUACUUGGGACAAUGAAUUCAACUUUUUGAUUGUAGAAUUUUAGUAAACAUUAUGUUAUGUACAUGUCUAUAAUAAUCAUAUUUUCCUCUAUCAGGUGACUUGUAUGAACUUUGGAUUCCUUCCCCCCUACCCUAUAUAGAAAGGUUUAGAUUGAGGGUCUGAUUGUCCAGUUCUGUUUGCAGUGGCAAUAAUUUAGGAGUUGGCUUUUGUUUGCAUGUAAAAACAGUCAUGUCCUGCCACAUGAGGCCACUUGCAUGGUUCCUUUGUAAUGCAGUUUAGAAAGUCAAAUGGAUUUUUAGUUACUUUGCAUCAAGAUAAUAGUGACUAACUUGGCAAUGUCUCAGAGCAAGAAUGAAACUUGACGUACGGAAAAGUUUCUCAGUUCCUAUCACUGAUAUGCAUUAACUGCAUAUAUCAUGGAUGAAGGAGUUGUAGAUUAGUUAUCUUUUGCAGAUGUUGCCAUUUCCACUGAAAAUGGAAGGUUUCUCUUUGUUAACCUUGAAUUGGAUUGUUAUUUUUUUAAGAUAUGAUAGAUGAAGGGGCUGUAAUGCUUUUGGUGGGUUGGUAUGUUUUUUGUCUUUUUAACGGUCUGUAGAUGUUUUUAGUCAGAUUGUUCCAUGGGUUUUUGAAACCUUUGUCAGUUUAGAAAGUAUCUAGUGGUUUUUGGAAAAAGGCCACACUUUAAAGAAAUCUGAUGGUAUUGUUUUAUGAAUAGUAUCAGAAGGCCUUAGACUCCUUCUAAGCUAACCUGGCUUUUACAAUGGGUUGUAUCUGCCAGGUGGGUGAUGGUUCCUUGUAGAGCCUUUCGGCAAAGGUUCUAUGCUUAUAUUGGGUUCUUUGCAAUGUACUUGAAAAAGAAGGAAAACUCCAAAUCCAUAGCCAUCUAAAUCAAAAUGCUUUUACAAAAUGGCUAUAAUGUUAUUUUACCUUCUCGUUUUGCACAAGAAUCUUUUAACUGUGGCUAUUCUCAGCAGAAAGUUGUCGUUACUGGAUAGAUGUAUGUUUGUGUGGUUUUUUUUUUUCCUUUCUCUUCUGCACUUCUUAGCUUGAGUCGUUGCCAAAGGCAUUUCCACUAGUCACGUUUGGUGGCGGUUCAAAGUCCAGAUAAGUGUGUUUUUUUUUUUCUGUCUUUUUUUUUUUUUUUUAACUGUUUUUAAAUACUAUAUAGUGUGUAAGCAGCCAGUUUAACCUUAUGCAUAGAUUUUUUUUUUUUUUUUUUAUAUAUAUAUAUUUACAUCAAGUGAACACAAAUUGUAGGGAGAUACCUGUAAUCCUUUAUUUUCAUUCAAGUCACCUGAAACACUCUGGUAUCAUGGUUUAAAAAGCAAAAAAAGUGGGAAGAAAAGUAAUAUCUCAUGCAAUCACAGCUGUUUAUUUUCUAGUGCCUGUAAAAGGAAAAAGUAGGUUAUGACGGCAUGUAAACAUUUUGUUUGGCCCAGUUUUUUAGAUGAGGCCCUAUAAACUCCUGCAGUUUUAACAAGCGUUCUUUGCAGAGUAAAGCUCAUUUUAUGCUUGCGAAGAAAACUAGUAUGGAUUUUUUCAUAAAGUUCUUUGUGAGAUUAAUUGUUUGGUAUGGAUGUCAUCAUGCAUACUACAGUAUGAAUUCAAAGUUUUUUUCAAUUUAAACUUUUGCAUUAAAUACAGUAUGAGGCUGAAUAAAACUUUAUUUGUAACAUUUACUUUGUAAAAAAAAAAAAAAAAAAAAAAAAAGUAAAUAUAUAUUUAUCCCUUUUUGUGGAGACAAUUUAAGCUGUCAGGGCUUAAAUGAAUGCACUGUUUUUGUGUAAGUUAUUUUCUUAAGUCUCAAUAAGUCACUUUAUGAUUUGGGACCAAAUUCUUGUGUGUCAAUAAACUUUAAACUGCAAGCAUCCUAA